Lactuca sativa (garden lettuce) is the source of this 516-nucleotide messenger RNA. RefSeq lists its product as uncharacterized. NCBI's taxonomy places the organism in Eukaryota, Viridiplantae, Streptophyta, Magnoliopsida, Asterales, Asteraceae. The record is from RefSeq and is a predicted model, not a curated record.
AUGGAGAGGAAGAGGAAGUCAGAUCAGGCUCAGGUUUCAGGGGGUUUCUUGCAAAAGGCCCGAGUAUCAUUCAUUGUGAAUGAUAUCUCUGCCUUGAUAUUGUUUGAUGCGGGAGCAACCCAAUCUUUUGUAUCUCUUGUGCUCAUCAAGAGGUUUGCUGGAGCUCCAGGGGAGCUAGAUUAUCCAUUAAAGUUUGAUCUUGCGGAUGAUCGAUCCAUUCAGGUAUCGAGGGUUCAUCGAGGUUGUGUUCUAGAGAUAUUCAACGAUCAGUUUCCGAUCGAUAUGGUUCCUAUUCCUUUGUACGGAAACAUAGUUAUUGUAGGGAUGAAUUGGUUAAGUCCCAAUGGGGCGGUGAUUGAUAGCGAGUGUCAUAUGGAUAAGGCGACUGUGGAUGAUGUGUUGAUUGUACGGGAGUACACGAAUGUGUUUCCGAAGGAAUUGCCUGGAGUGCCUCCGGAGAGGCAGGUGGAGUUUAGGAUUGACCUGGUUCCUGAUGCGGCUCCGAUUGCCGAAUAA